ACCAUGAAGACUGAGAAAAACCAAUAUUAAACUAAAGAAUGCAUUGCAUGUGGUCUCUUUUGAGAUCAGAGACUCGCUUUUUUAUUAACCCUAAAACAAGACUGCCCAUACACUUUGGCACUUUUUCUCAUCAGUCCUGCAAUAAAAAGAUCGCUCACAGCUUUACUUCUAAAUAUUCUCACCCCUCCUCUCCUUUCCAAUUCCCUGCCUUUGCUUUUUGUCCUCCCCCUCCUCUUUCUUGAAACUUUGCCCCUUUUGCUGUUAUCAACUAAGCUAGCUCUUGUUGACUGAGAGACACAAAAAGAAGAUGGGGGAAGAGGCCAAACAGGAAGAGGUUAAGGCAGAGGCCAAGCCAGAGGAGAAGAAGGAAGAGCGACCGCAGCCACCCUCUCCGGUCAUCUUGUAUGUUGACCUGCAUUGUGUUGGGUGUUCCAAGAAAAUAGAGAAGUGCAUCAUGAAAAUAAGAGGCGUGGAAGGAGUGGUGAUCGAUAUGGCUCAAAACCAAGUGACAUUGAAAGGCAUAGUCGAUCCUCAAGCGGUUUGCAACAUGAUCAUGAAGAGAACCAAGCGGAGAGUCAAAGUUAUAUCUCCUUUAUUACCUGCGGCCGAAGGUGAAGCAGCAGCUCCACAAGUUGUCAGUUCACAGGUUAGUGGACCGACGACUGUGGAGCUGAAUGUGAACAUGCAUUGCGAGGCCUGUGCCGAGCAACUUAAAAGAAAGAUCCUGAAAAUGAGAGGAGUUCAAACAGCUGUGACGGAACUUAGUGCUGGGAAGGUCACGGUGACGGGAACCAUGGAUGCCGAAAAGCUCGUUGACUAUGUCUACAGAAGGACCAGAAAGCACGCCCAAAUAGUUCCUCAACCCGAACCCGAGCCCGAACAGAAAGAGGAGAAGAAGGAAGCUGAGAAGCCGGCAGAGGAACUGAAACCGGAGGAAAAGAAAGAAGAGAAUGGUGAGCAGAAAAGUGAGGAUAAGCCAGAAGUAAAGAAAAAAAAAGAAGAAGAAAAUAAGAGUGAAGAGAAAGGUAAGGAAGAGGAGGACAAGAAGGAAGGAGAAGAAGAAGCAAUGGUGAAUCAUAUCACUGUGGAUGAAGAGGGUAUGAAGAGAAUGAUGUAUUACUAUCAGCCGCUCUAUGUCAUUGAGAGACUCCCACCUCCUCAGCUUUUCAGUGAUGAGAACCCCAAUGCUUGUUGUAUCUCCUAGUCUUUGUCAAUGUCAAAAAAAGGGUUUCAACAUCAAUAAAGUAAUUAAUCAUCGUCUGUA
Messenger RNA from Syzygium oleosum, 1264 nucleotides. Its product is annotated as heavy metal-associated isoprenylated plant protein 9-like. The coding region runs from base 308 to 1204 and encodes 298 amino acids. The transcript has 5 exons. The record is from RefSeq and is a predicted model, not a curated record. Gene Ontology annotation, molecular function: metal ion binding. Lineage: Eukaryota; Viridiplantae; Streptophyta; Magnoliopsida; Myrtales; Myrtaceae.